CCAGUCCUCAAAUUCCGGUCAACUCUACGGAACCCUUCAUGGUUCAGCUCCUCGUCUGCCAACAAUGCAGAAAAUAAUGAAACUCCAAAGUUCUCUCUUAAAAAGCCGGAUGGGCAACGACUCAAUGGAGUGGACUUUUUCGAAAUGGUUAAAAAAGUAGCUGCUAAGGAGGGCGCAGAGGAUUUCGCUAUCCCAAAAGAAGCAUUUGAAGCUUUGUUAACAGAAUAUGAUGCUUUAAUCGAAGAAGGUUCAGAGUGGCAGGAUAAAUAUAAGCGAUCGCUAGCUGAAACAGAAAAUGUUCGCAAUCGGGGCAUGAAGUUGACGGAAGAAGCAAAAGUAUUCGCGAUUCAAGGUUUCUGCAAGGAUUUACUGGAGGUUGCCGACAUUCUCGAUUUGGCUGUAGAAUCCGUAAAGCCGGAUCAGCUUGAGUCCGCCGAUAAGACUCUCGUAGACCUUCACAAAGGCAUAGUUAUGACGAAGACGGUGUUGUUGAAAACCUUCAAGAAGCACGGACUCGUUCAAGUGAAUCCGUUGGGUGAAAAAUUCGAUCCCAACUUACAUGAGGCUGUAUUCCAAGUUCCUCCAGGAGAGGAUACGAAAAUCAAACCUGGGCACGUAAUGCAUGUGUCAAAAGUUGGAUAUUCCUUGAAGGAGCGGCCCAUUCGGGCUGCACAAGUCGGUGUUGUUAUGGAUAAUUGA
Messenger RNA from Cooperia oncophora, 699 nucleotides. The record is from the annotation of a GenBank genome assembly. NCBI's taxonomy places the organism in Eukaryota, Metazoa, Nematoda, Chromadorea, Rhabditida, Trichostrongylidae.